Messenger RNA from Eremomyces bilateralis CBS 781.70, 587 nucleotides. Its product is annotated as putative ubiquitin conjugating enzyme. NCBI's taxonomy places the organism in Eukaryota, Fungi, Ascomycota, Dothideomycetes, Eremomycetales, Eremomycetaceae. The record is from RefSeq and is a predicted model, not a curated record. The transcript has 4 exons. Gene Ontology annotation, cellular component: nucleus. Bases 114 to 461 code for a protein of 115 amino acids. Gene Ontology annotation, biological process: ubiquitin-dependent protein catabolic process; protein polyubiquitination. Gene Ontology annotation, molecular function: ubiquitin conjugating enzyme activity.
CACCACCCACUCCAUAUCACCAACCUCUCUCUCACUCACUCACCCACUCUCUCUGCCUCUCUUCAGUUGCAUCAUCCUCCUUCUGACCAUCCUUCUCACCCUCGCCACCCAUCAUGGCUCUCAAGCGAAUCAACAAAGAACUGACCGAUCUUGGCCGAGACCCGCCAUCAUCCUGCUCAGCUGGGCCGAUCGGCGAUGAUUUGUUUCACUGGCAAGCCACGAUCAUGGGACCGAGCGACUCACCAUACUCCGGCGGUGUAUUCUUCCUUGCCAUCCACUUCCCCACCGACUACCCGUUCAAGCCGCCGAAGGUCAACUUCACCACUCGCAUCUACCACCCCAACAUCAACUCCAACGGCAGCAUCUGCUUGGACAUCCUGCGGGAUCAGUGGAGCCCGGCUCUAACCAUUUCAAAAGGUAUUUCCCCUCGUCGGACCUCAUUUCUAUCGACGUCAAUCUAACGCCACCCAUAGUCCUCCUCUCGAUAUGCUCGAUGCUGACGGACCCGAACCCCGACGAUCCGCUUGUUCCCGAGAUUGCUCAUCUCUACAAGACCGAUCGAGCACGGUAUGAGGCCACAGCAAGGG